AUGAAUCUUAAACCAAAGGCGGAACCCGCAAGGAGACCGCACGAGAAAGAGGAUGAGGAUUCUGAUUGUGGUGAAUGGUGGCCUGGGAAGGAUUCAAAGACUGUUCCCAAGCAAGAUUCGAGAGACUGUUCUACGAAUUCGUCACCCUCACGCAAAAGCAAACUCCAUAAGGGAAAUGGACGGCUACAACAUGUUCUGUCAUCGCGAUACAACUAUUAUCACCAUGCCUUCUCUGCCCUAGCUAUUACCAAACCCAAACCAACGACUAUGGGUGUUCCAGUUCCGUCGCGCAUGUCACUCGAUGAAAGGAGCCUGCAACUGCUACAAUCUGCAGAGCGGUUACCACCUGUCACGAAAGGCACUCUCAGCGAGUUAGAUCUGGAUCAUAUUCUGAGAAAUAUUAAUCUGCGGGUUGACGUGAAUUUCGAUCGCGACUUACACUUUCGCCCCGUGGACGGAAAGAAAGGUCAGGAAAAGCGUCGGUUAGCGGAAGGGUACUGGGAGGCUGUCGCCCUCGAAAUAUCCAUUUACACAUACAUGGGGUCUCCCGAGGGUCGCAAGGAUAACGAUAACUCACGAACGAAUGAGCCACAGGCUUACUUCGAGCCGAGACUGCCUGGCAUGCUGGAGACUUUAAAGGAUGUGCUCUGGACGCUUGUACCGGAACGAGAUCAUAUGGGGAUAGCUGAAAACCUGGACAUCCCUUUCAUCAUGCAGCAGGUUGAGAAAGGUGUGUUGGAUAUUACUGGCCUGUUUCUUUGGCUUGCAGAGCUGUUGAAAUCACAUUGUGCCCCAAUGAGAGACCAGUGGGCGGAUCAAAUGGUAAACGAAAUUCAAGGUGGGUUUGCAUCGAUGGACAUGGCGAAAGCGGUGCAAGGGAUAAAGACCUUAUUCUGCAUAUUGGAAGCUAUGAAACUGGAUGUGGCCAAUCAUCAGAUACGCGCCUUUCGGCUGAUCCUAAUCGAGGACACGGUUCGAUUUCUACAAAUAUACUUUUUGCGACGACUCUUACAAGAUUCGAUACACGGUGAGAGCGCCAGAAAAUGGUUUCAUGCUGUUUACAUGUACGAACAAGUCUACCACCAGACACCACCUCCAGAAUGGGCCGAAUUCGACAAUGUCACAACACUUCUUCGAGGCCUAUCUCAUUUCCUACUAUGUUUCAAUAGCCCAUCAGCAUUUCCUGAGACUUUCGAAUUUGACACUGGUCGACUUUGGGGCCUGAGAUAUGAUGUGCAGGAUUUGAUUGCCUUCGAGAUAUGCAUCCACGUCUUCGAUGUUGUUGCUACUAGCCACAUUCGCCAUAUUCCGCGAAAUCGGGAAGUCUAUCUAAAACUGGAGUCGCAUAUAUGGUCAAUUGUGGAUUGCGCUGACAAUCGAGACCCCGACACAAUUGACGACCAACGAUGGCGAAAUAAUAUCGAUUCCAUUGCCCUAGAAAUUGCUCGCACCAUCUCAGACCUAGAAGCCGAAAGUAAGGGAGCUACUUCCUCUUUGCCAGAUGAACACGUUCUACUUCUUGCCGGAAAGAUGCUCGAGUCAUGUUUUGCCUCACAUUCACGACAAUACAAACACUUUCAGUGCGUUAUCCAGGAGAGAUUGGAAGAGGAAGUACUUGUCACUGCUAGACGCUACAUGGAUAUGUCCUCACUAGACAUGUGCGAAGACCAGCCAUGUACAAGAUCAGACGGCAGAUCAGAAGAUCGACUAAGGGAUAUUGAAAAUAUUGCAAAGCGGCUUUGUCACAUUGGUGUGCUACAUUGGAGGGUGUGGGGCCCGAUUUUAUACACUCGAGAUCCAUAUCAACCGGUAUAUUAUGAGGGGAAGAGAUUGAGCUAUGAUGCUCAGCAACGCCUGCUUUUGCAUCAGCUGGAAAAUGGUGGAAGCUAA
Ophidiomyces ophidiicola is the source of this 1890-nucleotide messenger RNA. RefSeq names its product Protein SOSEKI 1 (gene SOK1). NCBI's taxonomy places the organism in Eukaryota, Fungi, Ascomycota, Eurotiomycetes, Onygenales, Onygenaceae. The coding region runs from base 1 to 1890 and encodes 629 amino acids. The record is from RefSeq and is a predicted model, not a curated record. The transcript has 2 exons.